AUUAUACAACAACAUGGAGCAAAAUUAGAAUACAAAAAUGAAGCAAAAUGUAUGCAGGCUCAUUGUUAUGAAUUUGGGAGGGAUGUCAAAAAAGAUGAUAAAAAGGCCUUUAAUAUCUAUUUAGAACUUUCAAAAACUAAGACUCAUUCCACUGAAGCUAAAGAAUGCUUGGCAUGGUUUUAUUUUUCCGGGAAGAAGGGUGUUGUGAACCAAGACUCUAAAAAAGCCUUUGAACUCUUUUUGAAAGUUUCAAAAAGCGAUUCAGACCAACAAAUUUCUGCAAAACUUAUGGCAGUUGAGCUCUUUUUGGAACUUUCGAAAAGCGAAUCAGAUCAACAAAAUCCUGCUAUUGCUAAAUUUGAGUUGGCUCGUUGUUAUGAAUAUGGAUUAGGCAUUACUAAAGAUGUUGAUAAAGCCCUUCAACUCUAUUUGGAUCCUUCAAAAAGUGAAUCGCGUCAUCAAAAGGAUGCUUUUCAAUGGCUAGGAAGAUACUACCUAAAAAAUGAUGAUGAAAUGUCUUAUAAAUACUACUAA
This is a messenger RNA of Cetraspora pellucida, 534 nucleotides long. NCBI's taxonomy places the organism in Eukaryota, Fungi, Glomeromycota, Glomeromycetes, Diversisporales, Gigasporaceae. The record is from the annotation of a GenBank genome assembly.